CGUGAUCUGAUAGUACGCUUACCAGCGCAAACCACGUCAUUAUUUCUACUCGGCACGAGCCAUGCCCUUUCUCUUUACUUUUCCCUCUUUGCUCUUGGCGUGUCUUUAUAAGCAAGCGCAAUAAAGGACGCAAGCAGUUUUUCGCCCUUCACCAUGUCGGCCUGGUCGAUGCUUUGCACACGCCCAUAACGCACGGAACUUUACAUGGUGUCAGAAGUGGCCGCCCAGUGCAACACUAUCCAGCGGGAGCAGAACCUCGGGUGCACCCAGGAGCAGACAUGGAUGUGCUGAAGCCACCGGGACCACUACUCAUGACAGGUGAUAUGGGCAAGAAUUGGCAACGGUUUAAGCAGAUGCUGGAGCUCUACUUCACGGUAACAAAGCCGCAUGACAAACCCCUGAGCAAGGAAGCGAAGACAGCAGUACUACUGAGCUUAGCAGGGGAGGACGCAUUAGCAGUUUUCAACAACUUCUCCUUCAGGGAAGGUGAAAGGAAAGAAGACUACGAUACCGUCGUAGUCAAGUUUGACGCAUACUGGGCUGCUCAAACAAACGAAGUCUACGAGCGGUAUCUGUUCCGAAAGCGGAUGCAGACAGCGGGGGAGAGUUUUGAACAGUUCGCACGAGACGUGAGGAUGCAAGCCCGAUCGUGCAAUUUCGGAGAGCUAACAGACUCCAUGAUUCGCGACCAAAUUGUGAUCGGCGUUAGCAAUGACAGCCUCCGGGCCAAACUCCUGCAAGAUAACGAGCUCACGCUGGCCAAAGCCGAAAAAAUAUGCAAGGCAUCAGAGGUAGCUGCUUUGCAAUGCAAAGCAUGGUCAGAUAAAGUAAACCAAGUAGAUCCAGUGAAUGUCGCUCGGAUCUCAACCAAGCAUCCAAAAAUGUUGAAAUGCUCACGUUGUGGCAGAGAACACAGGCCACGCGACUGCCCAGCUUAUGGCAAAACUUGCAGAAUCUGUAACAGAAGGAAUCACUUUGCUGUUUGCUGCAGAAGAGCGGCGCGUGUAGAUGAGCUCCAGGAUGACGGUGAUGGCAACGACUUUGAAAUUUUAGAUGUGUGUACCGGUAACAUACGGAAUGAACGAGAUUGGAUGGUGAUAGCGAGCCUUGGCGGCGACGAACUAAAAUUCAAAGUCGACACGGGAUCUCAAGCUAACCUCAUACCGUAUUCAGCCUACAGGAAGCUGCGGCCAAUGCCGCCUGUCAAACGCAGCAACACCACUUUGCGGUCAUACGAUGGGGCCAUCAUCAAACAUCUAGGCGUCAUCAGCCAAGAAGUAGUCAUCGGUGACAGACGCCAGCACUUGGACUUCUUCGUCUCCAAGAAAGGAAGACAGGCACUGCGCUGGCUCAAGGCAAGUGAAAUGCUCGGGCUAGUUACCAGGACAGUCGACGCAGUAGCAGCAAGCAGCUCCGAACAAGUAAUGCAGGAAUUCGGCGAGCUAUUCCAAGGCACCGGCUGCGUACAGCGACACUACAAGAUGGUCCUGUCUGCGGAUGCUGUCCCAGUGGUUCAAGCUGCCCGACGAGUUCCUUUGGCCCUAAAAGAACCACUUCGCAACGAGCUGAAGCGGAUGGAGCAAGCGGGCAUCGUGACAAAGGUCAACGAACCGACUGAAUGGGAAAAGAACUCAUCUUGGCAGACAUGCUAUCGCGAGCCACAGCCGUGAUGCCGGACCAGGGCGAUGCGGACGCUGAUGCCGAUGUGGA
Dermacentor silvarum is the source of this 1710-nucleotide messenger RNA. RefSeq lists its product as uncharacterized. Lineage: Eukaryota; Metazoa; Arthropoda; Arachnida; Ixodida; Ixodidae. The transcript has 2 exons. Bases 279 to 1670 code for a protein of 463 amino acids. The record is from RefSeq and is a predicted model, not a curated record.